Cladocopium goreaui is the source of this 789-nucleotide messenger RNA. NCBI's taxonomy places the organism in Eukaryota, Dinophyceae, Suessiales, Symbiodiniaceae. The record is from the annotation of a GenBank genome assembly.
AUGAUCCAUGCUGCAAGAGGGUUGAGCCGCAAACCGACCUCCAGCGACGAGAGCACCACCGCAGAGAACAGUGAUGUGGACACUCCUGGAACCUGCUUGGAGGAGUCUCCUGUCUGGGUCUCUGGUACAACAGCUCCCACCGGGGAGGCCGAGCCAAACAUCGUGGUCAGGAGCACCUUCCUGGACAUCAACGAGGGUGGCCUGAUGCAGCAGUACAGAAAGCUUCGUCGCACCGUGUCAGAUAGUUGUUUGGAUGGAGUGCACCAGCAAGUGUACGUGCCCGGCGAGUACAGCAAGAAGCGAGCGGCGCAACGUGCACCAACUGGGUCUUGUGCAAAGCCAAGAAGCAGCCUACGCGUUACCAAGGCAACUGGAGGUGGCACGGUGAUGUUGAGGAACUUGCCAAACAACUACACUCGGGAGAUGCUCCUGGCCUUGUUGGACAAACACGGCCUAGGUGGGUGCUAUGACUUUGUGUAUUUGCCCUGCGACUUCAAGCGAGAUGCGAAUCUGGGCUAUGCAUUCGUCAACUUGGUGGACACUGAGGCAGUGCAGUCCUUGUGGAAGACCUUUGAUGGUUUCUCUGGCUGGAGCCUGCCCAGCUCCAAGACCUGUCAAGUGAAAUGGAGCGGACCUUUGCAGGGUUUUGACGCUCAUGUUCAACGGUACAGAAACAGCCCAGUCAUGCACAAGAGCGUGCCCGAGAAGUACAAGCCGGUGAUUUUCAAGCAUGGCCAACCCGUUCCAUUCCCAGAGCCGAACCGGAAGGUCAAGGCCCCGACGAUGUGA